GCCGCCGUCCGUGCGCGCGGCUCCGCCCGCCCCGGCCCGGCCCCGGUCUAAGCCUGGCCCGCCGGGAGACCGGGAAGAGCCUGCCCAGCGGAAUUCGGCGGGACUGGAGCCACCGGCCACAGGGGACCAUGGGCGGGCGGGCAGGGCCAGGGCACCGCGCGGGACCCCGGGGAUCCCCGACAUCACCUGGCGAGCGGCUCACCUGUCCCCGCAGGGGCCGCCGGGAACUGUGGUCUGAGUGAGAGGCCCUGGGGUCAGCGGGGGACAGCGGCAAAGGUCCCGGGGGGCCCUGACUCCGCGCGGCCCGGCCCCUCCCCGCCGACCUCCGAGCCCCCCCCCCCCCGUGGCGCCCCCGAGCUCUGCGCGGGGUCGAGGAGGACGGGGGUCCGCAGCCACGUCAGUGAAGCCCCCGGACUCAGUUUCCCCAAGUUCCAAAAAGCGAAGGCACCCCACUGCACUUCCCGAGCCACCCCCUUCCCAGGCCGGGGGCUGUGCCAGUGAGAUAAAGCCGUCCGCAGCUCCGCGAAAAUCGGGGAACCCUCACCCCCACCCCGAGGCAAGGCCCCGAGUUAUCGUCCCUCCCCGUGUCCGCCGGGCGGGGUCGCCGCGGGUUAUCUGGCGACAGCCCCGGGCACUUCUCGGCCAGGCGAGGAGCAGGGGUCCCCGCGGCGAGCCCCUCCCCCGGGGCCGCGCCCCCACAAGCCGACGCCCGGACUUCCCAGAUGAGAAUACUGGGGCCCCGGGCCCGCACCCCGCAAGCCCGGGGGUGGGGAGAGGCGCCCCCGGCCGCGAGGGGGGAGUCUGGGCCGCUGCCUGGGAGACGCGACCGCGAACUCGUGAACUUGGCACGGGGUGGCGCCCGGGGCCGUGGCGGGAAGUUCAGAAAUAGCGCCGAGGGUUUCUGCAAAGCCGGAGCCCGCGGCCCCGGCCUAGGCCGUGUGCCCCGCGCCCUCGGGGGCGACCUGCGGCGGGCAGAUAAGGGGGCGCCCGGGGGCCGCCCCAGCGCGGAGAGCGGGGGGCGAGCGGGCCUCCCGGGCUGCGGCAGCGCGGGCGCCGAGGCAGACGCGCGCCCCGCGCAGUCGGGGCCCCCCACCUGCGCGCUGCGCCCCCGGCCGCAGGAGGCGGCGCCCGGCCUCGGAGGGGAGCAGAGGAAACUGCGGGCGGGGGCAGGAAGGAGGGAGGGAGCGAGCCGGCGGCGCGGGGAGCGGGGUUCCUGUCUGCUGACCCCUCCCCCUCAGCUCCCGCGCUGCGCGGCCGGAGCCGGUGCCCCCAGGACCCGUCCUCAGGUGAAGGGGAUGCGGAGGGGGCAGGAGGCGAGGGUGAGGGGCGCGGGGGGGUGUCCCUGGUCCUGUUCCCACGCCUGGCCUGGGCUCAACCUCAUCUGCACCGAAGCCGGGAGGGGUCCCGGGGUUCCCGCAGCCAGAGCGCCCCAGGGGGCAGGAUCUGGGGGCCCCCGGUGUCCAGCGGGCCAGUGGCCAGGGCAGGGGGGAGCAAAGAAGGGGGAGUCCCUGCGGGGGCCUUGGAAGGCUGGGGGCGCAGGGAGCGGGUGGGGGUGCAGCAGACCUCGGCUUGGGGGCAGACCCAGCUUGCCGGGCCGGGGGCCUCGCACCCCACGUGGCAGGUGGGGGACUGAGCCCCCGGCCCCUGAGCGGUGCAGCGGGACCGAGCCCAGACCCGGGUGCCAGCAGGCUGCCUUCUUUUUCCGUUUCUGGGUCGCCACAGCCAGGACCUCGAUCGAAGCCGGCUCCCCCCGGCCGCCGGGAUGUCGUGGUCGGGGCCGGAGCCGGGGCCGGAGCCCGCGGCCGAGGCGCUGUGGGAGCAGGAGCUGGCCCGGCUCUGCGCCUCCCGCGUGCCCCUGCGGGCGCUGCCCUACGCCAUGGUGGACAAGCGGCUGAUCCGGCGGCUGCGGGAGCCCCAAGGCGUGAAGACCUCGAGGUGGCGGCAGUGGCAGCGCCGGCGGCGGAGGGCUGCGCGGCGCCUGGGGGAGGCGGCCCGGCGGCUGUCCCGCGGCUUGGGGCUCUGGGAGGGGGCGCUCUACGAGAUCGGGGGGCUCUUUGGCACCGGUGUCCAGGCCUACUUCACCUUCCUCCGCUUCCUGCUCCUACUCAACCUGCUGACCCUGCUGGUGACCGCCAGCUUCGUGCUGCUGCCCCUGGCCUGGCUCCACCCCCCUGACCCAGGCCCUGCCCUGAACCUGACCCUGCAGUGCCCCAGCGGCCACCAGCACCACACCGGCCUUCCGAGGUUCCACAAUCAGUUUUGGAACGUGUUGAGUGGCAGGGCCUUCAACAACACCUAUCUCUUCUACGGUGCGUACCGGGCCGGCCCCGAGCGGCACUCGGCCUACAGCAUCCGCCUGGCCUACCUGCUCAGCCCGCUGGCCUGCCUGCUCCUGUGCUUCUGCGGGACUCUGCAGCGGAUGGUGAAGGGGCUGCCCCAGAGGCCGGUCCUGACCCGGAACUACAGGGCGCCCCUCAGCGCCAAGGUCUUCUCCUCCUGGGACUUCUGCAUCCGCGUGUGGGAGGCCGCCGCCAUCAAGAAGCAUGAGAUCAGCAACGAGUUCAAGGUGGAGCUGGAGGAGGGCCACAGCUUCCUGCUGGCGCAGCAGCAGUCGCGGGCACAGAGGGCCGUCCGCCUGCUCACCCACGUGCGCGUCAACCUCCUCUUUGGGCUCCUGGUGGUCGGGGCCAUCAGCACCAUCUUCUGGGCCACCAAGUACUCGCAGGACAACAAGGAGGAACCCCUGUUUGUGCUGCUCCAGUACCUGCCCCCCGGAGUCAUGGCCCUGGUCAACUUCCUGGGGCCACAGCUGUUUGUGUCCCUGGCCCAGCUGGAGAACUUCCCUCCCAACACGGAGGUCAACCUCACCCUCAUCUGGUGCGUGGUGCUGAAGCUGGCCAGCCUGGGCAUGUUCUCCUUCUCCCUGGGUCAGACCGUGCUGUGCGUCGGCGGAAACCGGACCGGCUGCGCGGCUCGCGGCUACAACGCCUGCGACUACCAGUGCUGGGAGAACUCGGUGGGCGAGGAGCUGUACAAGCUGCUGCUCUUCAACUUCCUGCUCACCGCGGCCUUCGCCUUCCUGGUCAGCCUGCCCCGCAGGCUGCUGGUGGAGCGCCUCUCCGGCCGCUUCUGGGCCUGGCUGGGCCGGGAGGAGUUCCUGGUGCCCAAGAACGUGCUGGACAUCGUGGCCGGGCAGACGGUCACCUGGAUGGGCCUCUUCUACUGCCCGCUGCUGCCUCUGCUCAACAGCGUCUUCAUCUUCCUCACCUUCUACAUCAAGAAGUACACGCUGCUGAGGAACUCCAGGGCCCCGCGACGGCUGUUCCGCGCCUCCAGCACCACCUUCUUCUUCCAGCUGGUGCUGCUCCUGGGCCUGCUGCUGGCCGCCGCGCCGCUGGGCUACGUGGUCAGCAGCGUCCACUCCUCCUGGGACUGCGGCCUCUUCACCAACUACUCGGCCCCCUGGCAGGUGGUCCCCGAGCUGGUGGCCCUGCGGCUGCCGCCCCUCGGCCAGCGCGCCCUCGGCUACCUCAGCUCCCACGCCUUCGGCUUCCCCCUCCUUAUCCUGCUCAGCAUCGCCCUCACCGUGUGCGUGUCCCAGGCCCGGGCCAACGCGAGGGCCAUCCACACGCUCCGGAAGCAGCUGGUGCGGGUGCAGGAGAAAUGGCACCUGGUGGAGGACCUGUCGCGACUGCUGCCGGAGCCAAGCCCGAACGAGGCUCCGGGCCCCGAGUCCCCUCUCUCCAGAGCUUCGCGCCCACGGUCCUUCCGCCCAGGAUUUCCGUGCCCAGGCUCCCCCGGUCCCAGCCCCCCUGGACCUGAGCCGGUCCAUAGAUUCCGCUUCCCCAGCAGCAGGGAGCUGUGGCACCGACCCUCGCCCCCACCCCAGGGCCCCGUUUAGCCUCCUUCGCCCGCGCUGCGGGCCCCUGCUGACCACGGCGCUGCCCCGGGACAGCAAGAAGCACAUGUGGCCGCCUGUCUCAUUCCUCCAGCGUCUGUGUUUGGGCGUUGUCUCAGCUACCUAACACCUCAGUCUAGUGACCCAUGAAGGUGGCUUCUAAAUGUCCACCUGCAGGGGGUGCUGGGAAAUUGUCCGUUUGCAGACCUCUCCUGGUUGCGGGGGCUGGCCCCCAGGACAGCAAAGCUGAGGCCUCACUCUGUGCUAUGACUGCCUGUCGCCCCCCAAUCCUCUCUCGGGCCAGCAGUUGCACCCACGAGCAGGAAGGCAAGGGGUGAGCAAGGCGCCAAGCUGGGGCCUGAACCCGGGCGGGGACUCUGGAGCCACCGUGCACAGUGAGCCCCGAGGGCCAUCCCUGCCCCGGGCAGGGGUCGGGUCAGGAUCUCUCAGCACCCCGUAGGCUCCCCCGCAGCCCCCUGGCCCCAGCUGAGCUGACCAUGAGAGUCAGAGCCUUGGUCACUGCGUGGGCUGUGCAGGGAGCGACACAGCCGUCCAGGACACAGGCAGGGCCGGGGUCCCACCAGGCCCCCACCCCAGCUGUCGCAGCCCCUGCCUGGUUCACCUCUCAGGAGCUGGCCCCACCCCAACGGCUCUGAUGUCAUCUGGGCUCCUGAAGGCUCCCGGGUGACACAGGUGGCCGGGGCUGAGAACCCUGAGGAAGGAGGAGCCCAGGAAACCCCGGGGCGUGCGUCAGAACCCCAGCUCCGGGCGUCCCAUCACGGGGCUCCGCGCCUCCCAUCACGGGGCUCUGGGCCUCUUCGCAUGAUCCCUAAGGCCUCGGCCAGUUCGGCCCCUCCGGGCUCUGUCCUCACCCUGCUUCCCCUCCCCCCGCCGCCCAUUAGCAAACACGCUGGGUGCUGCUGAAUGCCGGGGCUUGUUCUGCGGCUGCCAGGAAACAGACGGGGCUCUGUGUGCAUUCUGGGGAGGGUGACAGGCGUGGCCCGGAUGAAGGGGAGGCGCAUGCGUGUUGCUGAUUAGCGGCUGGAGGCCGGAAUCUGGCCCCUGGAACCAGUAGGGUCAGAAUCACCCAGGAGCAGGCUACGAAUGCAGGUUGGCAGGCCUGUGAGUGAGGCCUCCGCCUGCGAUGCCUGCGCAUUCCAGUCCCGGCUGCUCCACUUCCGAUCCAGCUCCCUGCUAACGCGCCUGGGGAAGCAGCGGACGAUGCCCAAGCACUGCACCCACGUGGGAGACCCAGAGGAAGCUCCUGGCUUGGGCCUGGCCCAGCUCCAGCUAUUGUAACUUUGGGGGACAUCUCUCUGUGUCAAUCUUCCUUUGAAAUAAAUGUAUUU
This is a messenger RNA of Oryctolagus cuniculus (rabbit), 5247 nucleotides long. It is a transcript of the gene TMC8, whose product is annotated as transmembrane channel like 8. Gene Ontology annotation, cellular component: plasma membrane. The record is from RefSeq and is a predicted model, not a curated record. Gene Ontology annotation, molecular function: mechanosensitive monoatomic ion channel activity. NCBI's taxonomy places the organism in Eukaryota, Metazoa, Chordata, Mammalia, Lagomorpha, Leporidae.